AUGUCGCGAUUUCGUGAUGAAGGUCCAGCGUUGGACUUGAAUAGUCCGAACUUCUCGCCGGCCGAAUAUGAGCUCAGCUUGCAUCAGGUGAUGGACAGGGAAAAAGAAGUAUUCAAAGGGAUACAAGCGCUUGACUCGGAGAUGCAAACACUCGUUUAUGAAAAGUAUAAUAAGUUCAUUGUAGCAAGCGACACGAUCUGCAAGGCUACUCCUGUAGACCUGAAGAAGCUAUGCUCGCAAUUGAUCAAACUUGAGCAAGAUCCUGUGCAAGUAGCGGACUUGUUUUUGGAUGCUGCCAAAGCUGGCCAACUGUCUAUUUCUAUGUCUGAACUUGAAGCUCAGUUGACCGAAGCCGAAAAGUGCAACAAUGCAGAAGACUUCGAUGCCUCUAUAAUCCAUUCCUGCCCAACGAGGAUUCUGACUUCCUCAAUUUCAACCAUUUGUGGAACUGGCGUGUACAAGUUUCCUGAACCGAAUCAAAUCGCUUGCGAAAAGCUCAAGAUACUCGUUGAUGCCUUGAUGAAGAGAUAUUUACUCUGUGUGGAGAAAAGGGCUGCGAUUGAGGCUUGCCGUGAUCCAAAAGGCUCUUGUGAUAUCCUGGUUGAAGGGUUGGAUAGGUUCCACAGGCGCUUACAAGGUCUGAGCCAGCUUGUGCCUGGAACUGACUUUGGACGGUGA
Notodromas monacha is the source of this 678-nucleotide messenger RNA. NCBI's taxonomy places the organism in Eukaryota, Metazoa, Arthropoda, Ostracoda, Podocopida, Cyprididae. The record is from the annotation of a GenBank genome assembly.